Messenger RNA from Epinephelus fuscoguttatus (brown-marbled grouper), 4557 nucleotides. It is a transcript of the gene ncbp3, whose product is annotated as nuclear cap binding subunit 3. Bases 74 to 2260 code for a protein of 728 amino acids. Lineage: Eukaryota; Metazoa; Chordata; Actinopteri; Perciformes; Serranidae. Gene Ontology annotation, cellular component: nucleus; cytosol. Gene Ontology annotation, molecular function: mRNA binding; RNA 7-methylguanosine cap binding. The record is from RefSeq and is a predicted model, not a curated record. The transcript is spliced from 13 exons.
AUUUAAUUUCAUUUAUAAAUGUCAGACUGAGGCGAUAAAAACACAGACACACAGUAUCCACCGGGUGGCGCUGAUGCUCCGGUGUGACGUCUGUUCCCGCCUCAACACCACCGAAGAAGAAGCGGGAGGACAGAAUCAUUACCGGGUUACAAAACAGCCGCAGCACCUCCAGCAGCAGCGGCCGUUGUUCGCAGCUCGCGCCAUGGCGGCAGUACGUAGCUUACGGGUGUCGGUGAAAUCAGACAGCGGCUCGGACCGCUCGGACUCCGACUCCGACUCCGAGUCGGACAGAGAUGCCCGCGAAGCCGAACCGAUGGAGGUGGAGGAGGGAGAGCUGGAGGCGGAGGACAUCUCCGUUAACCGUUCCCUGAAGGAGCUGCUACCGGAUACGAGCCGGCGAUAUGAGAACAAGGCUGGAGCGUUCAUCACCGGGAUUGAUGUCAACUCAAAGGAGGCAAUCGAGAGAAAAGAGAAGCGAGCCAGACGUUUCCAUUUCCGUCCAGAGGAGCAUGUCGAUCAGAGGAACGUCUUCCUCGAUAAAGACACCAUGAAGAAAGCUAUCCCCAAAGUGCGCAUGGAGGCCAUCUACGUGACGGGCGUGGACGACAUGAGCACACAGGACGUCUUCGGAUACUUUAAGGAAUAUCCUCCAGCACACAUCGAGUGGAUCGACGACACUUCCUGUAACGUGGUUUGGCUCGAUGACAACACAUCCAUCCGCGCCCUCAUCAACAGCAGCCGGAUGCCUGACGAGCAGACAGUUACCGCGGAAACAGAAAGGACGGAGCGAGCCGGCGCACAGAGCAAAGGUCGCCGGAGUCAAGGGUCAGAUGACGAUGAGGACGAUGAAGAGGAGGAGGGCGAGGUGGAAGAGGACGAGGAGGAAACUGUGAAGAAGAGCGGUGAGGAGAUCGAGGUGAAAGACAGCGAUGGAGAGGCGGAGCAGAAGACGAAGGCGGAGAGCGUUCAGGUGGACGACCUGUCGAGGGCAGAGAGAGAGUCUUUGCUGAGAAACGACCUGCGACCCGCCACCAGAGCCUUCAAAGGAAACAAACUCUUCCUGCGCUUCGCCACACACGAUGAUAAGAAGGAGCUGGGCGCCGCUCGUCGCAGCCGAUACUACAUGAAGUACGGCAACCCGAACUACGGCGGCAUGAAGGGGAUCCUCAGUAACUCCUGGAAGAGGAGGUAUCACAACCGGAGGAUCCAGCGAGACGUCAUCAAGAGCAAGAAGCCUCUGAUCGGAGACAGCAUGGGACACACGCCGCCAUACACACAUCGACACUCUGCUGACCUGGUCAACCUGCCCGAGGAGCCCAUCAAGGAGGAGGAGGAAGAGGAGGAGGAGGAGGAGGAACGUGACGAGGACAUGGACUCAGACGACAGGGUGGUCGAGUACAAAGAGCGAGGCGAAAGGGGCAGUGGCUCACGCUCGCUGGGGGCGGGGCUUCGCAGCCACGCGGAGCGCUCUCCGUCACCGUGGUCGGAGUCGGACGAGAUGGACUAUGACCUGGAGCUGAAGAUGAUCUCCACACCGUCGCCAAAGAAGAGCAAGAAGAUGACGAUGUACGCCGAUGAGCUGGACACUCAGCUGAAGAGCAUCCGGAACAGAGUUGGUGGGUCAGGAUCACAGCCCAGGGCCAAAUCACCGUCUCCCGCCAAGGUGACAGACGUUCGUCAGCUGCUGGAGGAGAAGAGACAGGGACUGUCUCAGCACAGACAGACGCCCCCGGUGGUCACCAGUGGAAAGACAGACGUGCGGCAGCGGCUGGGGAAGAGACGCUACUCUCCCGAAAGACGGCGCUCCCCCUCCCCCGUCUCCACCAGAGACACGCCUCCGGCCAGAGAACCAAUCAGAGACGUGCAUCGCAGACUGGGCGUGGCCAGUCAAGACACCAGAGGCGUCUACUCCAAUUCAUCCAAAGACAGGAAGACAGGUGGGUUGUGGAGCAGACUCGGCUCCGCUGAAGACGACAGCAGCGGCAGCCAUCACGAGCGUAGGUCGAGCAGCCGGUCAGCGGGUCUCUUCUCCUCGGGGAGGAAGGACGUCAGCGAGGGCAGCGGCAGGAAACGCGGCAACGGAGAGGAGGAAGAGGAGGUGGAGGAGGAAGACGACUCAACGCUGCAGAAGAUGUGGGGCGCCAUGAUCAAACAGAAACAGGAGCGUAUGUCCCACAAGAUGAAGAAGAGCCGGCUGGACAACCUGCCGUCGCUGCAGAUCGAGAUCAGCCGCGACAGCAGCGACGACUCUGACGCCUGAGACUGAGCUGCGGGGGGAGGGGGAGUGGGGAGGAGGGGGGGAGGACUUCAUAUCGCUGUUUUCUCCAAGUACAAUAAUAUAAAGACAUGAAGCUGAUCUGAGGCCAGUGUGGUGGGUUUUCUGUUUCCAUAUUUGUCUCUACAGUCCAGGACGGACGACCCAGUGGACCGACAGGAAGUGAUAGAAGGGACUGUUAUCGUUUCUUGUUGUCAGAUAAACGUAGAUCUCCAGAUGGUGUUUUUCUUUUUGUUUGUUUUUUGUUUUUGUUUUUUUUAAAUAUUGACAAUCCGCAACCAAAUCCAAGCGAACAUUUACAGAGAAACACAAACCUGUGACGUGUUUCUGUGAAACUGAGUCUGGUGUCAGAGAGAAUCUGUUCGUCUCCGGUGUCGGAUAAUUACUGAAGAUCAGCUGCAGCACCUGAGAGCUCCGCUUCACCUGCACAGUGUCGCUGAAAGAGACGGAAAACGACCUCAAAGAGACAAAACGACAACAGAGAUACUUUAAAAUUACACAAAAUGACUGCAAAGACACAAAACGACAACCACCAAGAGACGCAAAACAAUCACAAAAAGAUGCAAAAUGACCACAAAGACAGAACGACCACCUCUGACAUUGCAAAAUGACAAACACUAAGAGACAAGAAACAACAACCCCCAGGAGAGGCAAAACAACAACCAGAGAGACUUAAAACGACCUCAGAGAAACAGAAGACAACCAUAAAGACACGACAAGACAGAGUUUCAAAACAGCCACAAAGAGACUAAAAAAGUGUCCUAAAAGGACACAAAACUACGACCACCAAGACACAGUAGGACGACCACAGCGAGAGACAAAAAAUAACCACAAAGACACAAACUAUGACCACCAAGAAGACACAGGCUGACAACCACAGAGAGAUGCAAAACGGUGACCGAGAAGAUGCAAAAAGAUGCAAAAUUGCCACACAGAGACACAUAAUGUCCUCCAAGAUGCCCAAAAGGACAGAAACCGAGACACACAAGAUGACGACCACAGACAGACGCAAAACAACCAGAAAGACAAAAUGACCGACGCAAAACGACCACUGAAAGACACAAAUUGACGACCACUUCUGAGACGCAAAACAAAAACCACCACCAAGAUGCAAAGUGACCACAAAAAGACAUGGUACAGUUUGUCUCCAGUAAACCCAGAGAGCUGAUUGGUUGGUGUGUUGUGGUCGUUUCACGUCUCUUUCAGGAGGGGGGAGGGUUUGGGGCCCCUCUACAUGUGUGUGCCCAGAUCUACACUCCUGUUUAUGUAUGAAAUAUCUGUGCUGAUAUAUAUCAGCCGUUUCUCGGUUGUUUUCUUGUCAGGAUGUAACUGAGCAUCAUGGGAAGCUUUCCCCCUGACACCCAAUCAGAUUCUCUCACUCCUCUCAGCUGGCCAAACUUUCAGUAAAUCAUUCCUGCGUCACCGUGGAGAUGUUGGUCGGGCUAAGAUUGUUAUUUUUUUCCUGAAUGGACUUCCUCUGAGAAUCCAACCCUCGACCUGCGUCAGCGCUCGGGACCAUUCCUUCAUGCUUUGAGCUCGUCCGGCCGCAACAAUCAGAUCAGACCCAGGAUCAGAUCAGAUCCAGGACGAAGUGUUUUUACGUUUUCAGUGUGAGCAGACUUGUGACGUUGCUCUGAAAUAGAACGAACUGAUGAAACAGACUCAGAGAAAAGAGACGUGACGAAACCAGAGGAGAGACGGAUUAUUUCCAGAUAUGAGCAAUUUCUUCCACUUUUAAAAAAAAAAAAAAAAAAUCACUUUCUGUUAUUGAUCAGCUGCUUCCUGUCUGUGUGGACAUCAACACUGUUGUACUUCCUAUAUCAGUCCACUCACAUCAGUCGUGUUGUUUUUUUUUUUAUUAUUUUUUAAUCUAAACUCUCAGAGGCCACGACGUCACAGGUGGUCUUGAAUUUAGAUUACUGUUACAGUGUUGGCUAAAAGCUUUAUUUUACACGUCUGCAGGACUUCCUGUUGAGUUUUACCAGAAUGCAUUGUGUUAUUUGGAGGGGAAAUAGAGACAAAUGAAUCAAACAGAAUGAAUUAUUGGAGUAACGUCCACAGGCAGCGUAUCUGAAGGACACCUGGGUUUAAAUCAGGGCAGCAACUACAAAUUUUUUUUUAUCAUCAGCCGAUCUGCAGAUGGAUUUUAGUUGUUGCGGCUGUUUUAAGUUAGAUUUCCUCUCCUGUCAUCAGCGCCAGGUUACAGAGUUCUGUUCAGGAAACUUGUGGAAAGGAUUGAAAUAUGUCAGACCUGUAAAAUAAAGUGUUGUCACUGUCGUCCA